AACAACUAACAACUGCUUCCCGCCAUAAUCAAUAAAAAUAAGAAAAAAGAAAAAAGAAAAAGAAAAAUGCAACCCUUGUGUGCUUCUUUCUCUCUUCCCACAUCUCCAACUCCUCUCCACAUCCAAAGAUCCAAACUUGUCAAGCUUGAAUCGAAGAAAACCUUCUCCAUUUCCCCUGAAUCACCAAACAAUCUUGCAACAUGGACCAAAAAACUCAAGCACUUGUUGGUAUCUAAGAGGCUUAAUGAAGCUAAGAACUUGUUUGUGGAAUUGAGGGCCAAUGGAGUUGAAUUUGGUUUCAUCACUCAGACUAUGUUGAUUGAUGCUUUCUUCAAAUCCGGCCGGGUUUCUGAUGCUCGUCAGGUAUUUGAAAAAAUGCCUGAGAGAAGUGUUGUGACUUGGACAUCGAUGGUUUCGGGGUUUGUUAGGAAUGGGCUUCCAAGUGUUGGAUUCUGUGUGUUUGUUGAAAUGCUUGAGUCAGGUGUUGUUCCUAAUGAUUUUGCGUUCAGUGCCGUGCUUCGUGCUUGUGCAGAGUUGGGGGUGUUGGAGCUCGGAGAGCAGGUGCAUUCGAUGGUUGUUCGGUUUGGAAUUGGCGGUGAUUGUUGUAGGAUUGCAAACUGUUUGAUCUAUGUGUAUUCGAGAUGUAGGUUGAUUGAUAAGGCACAACUGAUCUUUGAAAAGAUGGCGGAGAGGGAUUUAGUAACAUUCACAACUUUGAUUUCAGGAUUUUGUGUGAACAAUUUGUUUGAAUCAGCUGUCGGAGUAUUUGAUCAGAUGCUCCUGGAGGGACUAGAACCCAAUGAGCAUACGGUAUCAAGUGUUCUUACGGCCUGUGGGUCAAUGCUUGGGGAGCAAAUCCAUGGUUACAUGAUAAAGACCAUGACCGACCGAAGUGUUCACUCAGCUUGUUCUUUGAUUGAAUUCUACUCAAGAAAUGGUAGGAUUGGACAAGCGAAACUUGUGUUUGAGAAUUUGGAAGCCAGAAAUGUGGUCACUUGGAGUUCAAUGAUCUCAUGCUGCAUACGGCAUGAGCAAAUUGAGGAUGCUUUAUGGUUGUUUCAUGAUAUGAUUUGUACAGGGAUUGAACCUAAUGAAUACACUUUUGCAGCUGUGCUCGGAGCAUGUGGCAUGUCUUCCGAAUUCUUUUCUCUGGGACAGCAGCUACAUUGCCUUGCAAUUAAACUUAAUUUGGUGUCAGAUAAUCGUGUUCUCAAUGCGUUGCUUACCAUGUAUGGGAGAAGUGGAGGUGUUGAUUAUCUUGAAAAGGUGUUUGAGAGAAUAGAAAACCUUGAUGUUGUCGCUUGGUGUGCAGUGAUAUCCGGUUACUUCCAAAAUGGUUUUGAUGAGAAAUCGAUAGAACUUGUAUCCCAAAUGCACAAAGAAGGAUUUACACCAAAUGAAUAUGGAUUAUCAAGCACACUGAGUUCUUGUGCAAAUCUUGCCUCACUGGACCAAGGCAAGCAUUUCCAUUGCCUGGCAUUGAAGGUAGGCUGUGAUCUUGAUAUUUGUGUGGGAAAUGCAUUGAUUAACAUGUAUGCCAAGUGUGGAAGCAUUGAAGAUGCAAGGUUAAUAUUCGAUGCCAUGUCUGACCAUGAUCUCAUGUCAUGGAACUCACUGAUUCAUGCCUAUGCGCAUCACGGGAAUGGAAAUGAGGCUAUCAGUGUCUUCAACACGAUGAUGGAUGCUCGCAACAUCAUGCCUGACCAUUCAACAUUUGUGGGAAUUUUAGUUGCAUGUAGUCACGUGGGUUGUGUCGAUCAAGCAUUCAGAUACUUCGAUACAAUGCUUGAUCAGUACGGUAUCAUGCCAUCAGCUUCUCACUAUGCUUGUAUAGUUGACAUGAUGGGUAGAGCUGGAAGGCUAAUGGAGGCUCUUCACAUCAUUAACAAAAUGCCAUUUGAACCGGAUGUUCUGAUAUGGAAGACAAUGUUAGCAUCUUGUAAGUUACAUAAGAAUCUAGAACUCGGGAAACUAGCUGCAGAAAAGGUAAUCGAGUUAUCGCCAAAGGAUUCUGCUGGCUAUGUUCUUCUCUCUAACAUGCAUGCAAUGCAUGGAGAAUGGAAAGACGUCGAGAAUGUGAGGACCAUGAUGGAUGAACAGGGAAUUAAGAAAGGUGCUGGAUGUAGUUGGAUUCAGAUUAGCAGUGAAGUGCAUGUUUUUACUGCAAGUGAUUUUUCUCAUGAGAAAGCUGAUUCGGUUUAUUUUACGUUGAAUUUGCUUUAUAAGGAGAUGAAGGUGGAGAAUGGAGGUUCAGCCGAAAUGAUCUUCGUAUCAUAUGAUUUGUGAUAUUUAACUGACAAAAGUUCAUUCACUUGAAACUAGUGGUUUGGUAGAAGAGGAAUUGGGAAAGAUGAUUCUUUCAGCUGAGAUUGAAUGUCCUUAAAAGAUUAAUGUUUUAAAGAAAGAGAAAAAGGAAAUUUAAUACAAAGCAUAAAACGCAGGAACCUUGAUGUUCAGAUAUAAUUGCUUCAAAUACAUUGCAAGGAAUUCAAAGCCUGUCAAAUGUUGUUACAAUGUACAGCAUCACACUGCCCGACAGAGACCUUCAAACGAUAGCUAAGUACUUCAAAUGUAGGCUUUUUUUUUACUUAUACAACCCCUGUAUGAUUUGUAAUUGCUCAUACACAGAUGUAAAACUAUGAUUCUUAUAUAUAUAUAUAUAUAUAUAAGCGAUCCUCUAUGAUUGCUGCAUUCCUGCUCAUUGCAUUUUAUAUAAGCAUGUUUCUGUCGAUAAGCUCAUUUUAUUGAUAUCAAAAGGGAAACUGUACAUGAUACAAAAUUGAUAUACUUAGUAACCCAUAUGAGGUUGCUCAUAUGUUGAACUAUAAUGUAAUGAUAAUUGGGCAUGCAAUCUUUCUGAAUCUUGUUCUUCUCCGAAUUUAUAUCUGGAGUUCAAACUUCUGCUGAAACUCCUUCUCGGCUUUAGAUUACAUUA
Molecule: messenger RNA, 2935 nt
Organism: Dioscorea cayenensis subsp. rotundata (Guinea yam)
Lineage: Eukaryota; Viridiplantae; Streptophyta; Magnoliopsida; Dioscoreales; Dioscoreaceae
Product: pentatricopeptide repeat-containing protein At2g27610-like
Exons: 2
Coding region: 67-2286 (739 amino acids)
Biological process (GO): RNA modification
Molecular function (GO): RNA binding; protein binding
Source: RefSeq, a predicted model, not a curated record